AUGGCGCUCAUCUCCUGCCUCGCCGUCUUCCUCUUCUUCUACAACAAGAAGAGGAGCAACGACGGGUACCCCAGCGGGACGCUCUACGCCUCCGUCAACCCCGAGUACUUCAGCGCCUCGGACAUGUACAUCCCCGAUGAGUGGGAGGUGUCGCGGGAGAAGAUCACGGUGAUCCGGGAGCUGGGGCAGGGCUCCUUCGGGAUGGUGUACGAGGGGCUGGCGCUGGGGCUGGUGGCCGACGGCCAGGAGACCAGGGUGGCCCUGAAAACCGUCAACGAGCUGGCCACCGUGCGCGAGCGCAUCGAGUUCCUCAACGAGGCCUCCGUCAUGAAAGCCUUCAAGUGCCACCAUGUG
Messenger RNA from Pterocles gutturalis (yellow-throated sandgrouse), 354 nucleotides. RefSeq names its product insulin-like growth factor 1 receptor. Gene Ontology annotation, molecular function: insulin receptor substrate binding; ATP binding; insulin receptor activity. The transcript is spliced from 3 exons. Gene Ontology annotation, cellular component: insulin receptor complex; axon. Gene Ontology annotation, biological process: positive regulation of phosphatidylinositol 3-kinase/protein kinase B signal transduction; protein phosphorylation; regulation of JNK cascade. The annotation marks the transcript as partial. The record is from RefSeq and is a predicted model, not a curated record. NCBI's taxonomy places the organism in Eukaryota, Metazoa, Chordata, Aves, Pterocliformes, Pteroclidae.